GAAGUGAGCAACAGCCGAAACUGCAAAUGAUUCUGCUCUCGGCUCUAGUGAGGAGGAAGUCAAGCCACAUAAACAGGUACAUCACCUUCAAACAGCCACACAGCAUCAUCCGACGGAGGGCCAGCAUGUCUGUGGAUGCCACUAAGUUAUUAUUUGAGGGUUUUCUGCAGAAAAGAAAAGACUCUUUGAAAGUCUGGUGGGUCACGUAUUGGUUCAGACUCCAAAACACAACCUUGUUCUUCUACACUGAGAAGAAUGGUGGAGCUUCACACUUGAGAGGUUAUUACUACAUUUACACAGUGCAAUCCGUGCGAGAAGUCGACAGAGCUGACAAGAAGCGCUUCAUAUUCGAAAUAAUCAUGACAAAUGGAAAGAGGAAAGUGCUGGCCGCGGAAACAGCAGCUCUUAGAAAAAAGUGGGUGGGACAUCUCUGGCAAGCCAUGCAUCUGUCAGCUUCCUGGGUCUCGGACUCCAGAGACGCAUACUUUGAGGUGGACCAGCAGCAGGACAGACUGAACAUCGACACACCCGUCUCCUCCGACCAGCAGCAGGACAGAUUGAACAUCGACACACCCGUCUCCUCCGACCAGCAGCAGGACAGACUGAACAUCGACACGCCCGUCUCCUCCGACCAGCAGCAGGACAGACUGAACAUCGACACGCCCGUCUCCUCCGACCAGCAGCAGGACAGACUGAACAUCGACACGCCCGUCUCCUCCGACCAGCAGCAGGACAGACUGAGCAGCGGCACGCCCGUCUCCUGCGACACUGACAGUGUUGGGGAUUUGCUGCCUGCUCGACCGAUUUCAGCUCCGGCUUCUUCAAAUCACAUAAACCCCGAGGUCUGGAGCACGACCUCUCCCGUCUGCCAGCCCGAAGAGGCGGAUUGCAUAUUUGGAAUUUACCAGCCCACAGCCUGUACCCACCAGAAUCCCAGUGAUGACGAUCUCAACGAUACUCGGUGGUCCGGUGGGCUUGAAAACACAGCGGACACACAAGGAGACUACGACGUCCUACCGCUCAGAAACAAGAUAUGUGUUCUCGAAACUUCGGCGGAAGCUGAGGAGCCCAUUUAUGACAGUCCUCUGUCAUACAGAAACUUUCCUGCAUAUCAAGAAGAAUCCAUGGAGAACAUCUACGACAUGCCAAGCUCUCUCCUGAGGAAGCUGUCCGUCCACAACACAGACGAGAAACUGAAGGAAGAGGAGCUCUUCUUCACGCUGUGACGUUUUGCUCUUUUCUGUGACAAUCUCUGAGUAACUUCUUAACCUUUGUGUUGUGGCUAAUGAUAGAAGAUGGUUCACAGUGGUGAAAAAGAAUACAACAACGAGGUUGAACUCUGAUAUUUAUUUCCUUUCCAUGUAUACAACACCGAGAACCACAGACCCAGUUUUACCGACAGAGAUCAGGCUGCACAGAAUAACACACAGCGGUGUGUGGUUAAACAACUCAUUCACGUCACCUGGUUCACAGUUUACAAAAUAUACACCAUCGACAUAGAUAUUGCUGUAUUACAAACUUUGGAGUAGAUUAAGAGGGAAUGAUCCAAGCAUACAUUUAUUAGAAUAAUAUCUGUUCUGUUGCACAUCUGGAAAACAUGACUUCACGAUGCAGGAUUUAAUGUCUUUGUUUUCUUUACAGAAAAAAGACACUCAUCUCUAACUACAUAGUGUCUGAUUUCAUCUUUUCAGUUUUGAAGCUGGCAGAUGUUUUUUUUUUUGUUUGUUUUUGAAUGAAUCAAAAAUCAAAUUUACAAAUAAAAAUAAAAAGUGCAUCAUAUCUACAACACUGAGUUCCCAGAGUAGCUUUAAACACCAAACAUCACACCAUAAACACACAGUAUCUUUAUCCAUGACAUGGAAAACUAGUUUAGUAGUGCAGAUUUUGAUUUGAAUGUCAGUUACAGAUGAAGGCGUAAAUUACAAGCAAUGCAGAAAAGUGAUUUGUGCAUUUGCAAUAUUGUCACAUUCAGGAACUAAUGGCCAAAGUCAUUUUAAGUUAAAACAACACCAAACAAAUAAAUGUAGUAUAUUUGAUAUAUUUUUCAAACUAUUAUUUUCUUGUGAUUCAAGCGAAAUAAAAGAUUCUUGACAGAUGGAGGCUCCUCUACCAGAGGAUCAUCAAGAGCUGGAAAACAUAAAUCAUUUUGGUCAGACCAUGACAGAGGCCAUCAGUUCAGGAAUGUCUCGCCUGGAUACUUGUUAGUGGAAAAACAAUCUAAAUACUGAAGAAACUCCUCAUCAUUGUCAGUCAGCGAAACAAUAGAAAUAUUUGGUUUGUGGUAUCGUUUGUGUUACAGGAUCACACAACAUAAAAAU
Molecule: messenger RNA, 2318 nt
Organism: Salarias fasciatus (jewelled blenny)
Lineage: Eukaryota; Metazoa; Chordata; Actinopteri; Blenniiformes; Blenniidae
Exons: 10
Coding region: 27-1226 (399 amino acids)
Source: RefSeq, a predicted model, not a curated record